This is a messenger RNA of Clarias gariepinus (North African catfish), 2272 nucleotides long. RefSeq names its product dehydrogenase/reductase (SDR family) member 13b.2 (gene dhrs13b.2). Bases 84 to 1358 code for a protein of 424 amino acids. Lineage: Eukaryota; Metazoa; Chordata; Actinopteri; Siluriformes; Clariidae. The record is from RefSeq and is a predicted model, not a curated record. The transcript is spliced from 8 exons.
CUGAAAUGAAAGUGAAAGUGGUGUGUUUGCAUGGCGGGUGGUUGGUGCUCAGACUGCAAAGUUCCUCUUAAAUUAGGUUUAUCAUGACUCCUGCUUUGGGUGGACUAUUCCUGGCUUUAUUGUUUUCAGGUGUAUGUAGACCUCAGUCGGUUCACGAUGUCCAGUGGCUGCCGUGUCAAUUUCAGGAUGAGACGGUCCGAAUAAAUGACGAGGGGCAUAAAGAGGUCAAAUUUCACCCUCGAAGUGCAGGACUGCAAUUUGGAAAUGCAGGAGACAGUCCUCUAAACUCCGAUGCUAUCACCUUCCUCGUCACAACAUCAAAGGUGGAUCUAAGGCGUUAUUUAGAAGGUCGCGAGGACUCACUGGAAUGUGAGAUCCAGAGAUACGACACUAAAGGCAUUGUAAUGCGCUGGCCUGGUUUGGGUGCACAUGAGCAUGAUGUCUGGUUCACAUGUACCAUCCGGCAUAAUGAGGGUCACUUUCGCCAAACGACCUUCCUCAGACACACACCUGCAAAGGAAGGCUACCAGGAGAGGAUUGAAAUUGGCGACAGAGAGCUUCUGACCACCUCAGCUACGAUGGUUGUCCUGACGCGCACCCCUGUAAUUCAGGUGGGUCUCAUGAAGGAGCAAAUCCUGCAUUGUCAGUUCGCUGUGGACCACAAGCAGGCGAGUGCGACAGUGGAGUGGAUGUUCCAGCGGCAUGGCGAGCGCACUAAACUUUUCAGCUACUCGAGUCGCACGGGCAAAAGUGAAGGCCGUGGCGUGUCUGUGAAAUCCCUUUCAGCAGGAGAUGCCUCUCUGAAACUACCGCUCACUAAGCUGACAAACGAGGGCACAUACACGUGCUCUGUUUUUAUCCCGCCACUUCACUCCAACAGUGACGUCAUCCUCCACAUUCAAGAACAACCACGUGUAACCAUGAACGUGGGCUCAACCUUGUCCUUAACCUUGGGUCAGGACCAGAAAGUGGUGUGUGACACUCAGGGCUACUACCCACUGGAUGUGACCAUCGAGUGGCUGAGAGAGAAAGUGGGUUCAAGCCUGGCGCCCGAGGUCAUGAAGAACGUCCUGUACUCCAGCCACCGCCACCAUCAGGAUGGCACAUACUCGCUCUCGGCGUUCUUUCUGCUCCAGCCCGGACUGGAAGAUUCCAAUUACAAGUACACAUGCCGGGUGCAACAUCAGUCUCUGCGCACACCAAUCCGCAAGAGCUUCACGCUCAUCGUUACAGAGCAAGACUCAACGUUGUGGUACAUCUUAGCGUUUGGAUUCAUAAUCGCCAUGCUGGUAAUCCUCAAAUGGCUACUGCCCCAGUUUAUUGCUGCAAGAAAACAAGCAGCAAGCAAGAGGUUCUGAAGGCCCAUGCCAGCGGAAUUAUAGCACCACUCCAUGGAGACGGGCAACACCACAUCCCUCUGUCUCCUCCCACCUCCCCUGCUGUACCUGCUGCAUCACUGGAAAAAAAAAGAUUUUCCAGCUGAAGAGGUUGUUGUUGUGAGCGCCAGUGUCUGAUCUCAUGGUUUAUGAGGGUACUUACGGAUCCAUGUGUGAGAAAUAACAAAUCUUUCUCAACCUAAUUGCAAGACGGCUGCCAACAUGAUGUGAGGUUUUUUUUAGUAGUAAAAAAUGCACAUAGUGUCGAAUCAUAAAAUACUAAUAAUUUACAGAGAAUAAUUAGUGUUUGUUUGUUUGUGAUGGGAAUCACUGACAAUACUGCAAAGUCAGUUUAAUUUAAGAUAUUUAAAUGAUUUAGCUGUUGGAAUGUCUGUUGUUUUCUCCAGGGGUCAUUAUUUGUAAAGAAAAAUAAAGAAUAAAAAAAUUGUAAAAAAAAACAAAAAAAAAAACAAGGUAUUAUCUACACUGAGUUCAUUUGAUGUUGAAUAGUUAUAUAUAAAGCUUUGACCUUGUUGAGGCUCAAUAUCUUAAAAUUACAGACUUGUAAGAUAGAAGAUAAAAUCAGAAUAUUAUAAAUUGCAUAUUGCUGUGUAAGUGACAUUUUCAGCCAAAACAUAGUAUUUUUGCUGAUUUUUUUUUUUUAUGUUAUACAUAUUAUACAGAAAAUUUGUGUGCUACUGUGUGAAGCUACUUCUGAAGUUUAUGCCACAUGGAAGUAAAUCUUGCAUCUCUUAAAAUUUCAAGUUGCUAACUUCAGCCGUUUAAAAGAGACGUUUUUCAGCGUUUCAUCGUCUCACUUUAAACAAUUAUCAUUUAAAAUGGAAACUAUUCUUAUUUCUUUAUGAGUAUUGAUACUGAAAUUGGUGUAAGCUUCU